Ostrinia furnacalis (Asian corn borer) is the source of this 1398-nucleotide messenger RNA. RefSeq names its product acyl-coenzyme A dehydrogenase (gene Acade). The coding region runs from base 82 to 1344 and encodes 420 amino acids. Gene Ontology annotation, cellular component: mitochondrion. Gene Ontology annotation, molecular function: acyl-CoA dehydrogenase activity; flavin adenine dinucleotide binding. NCBI's taxonomy places the organism in Eukaryota, Metazoa, Arthropoda, Insecta, Lepidoptera, Crambidae. The transcript has 9 exons. The record is from RefSeq and is a predicted model, not a curated record.
GACAUUAUUAAACCAGUCUAAAGCAAGCUGCGCUGCGCGGAUCGCACGGCUCUUGUUGUAUUCCAAAUAAAAACCGCAAAAAUGAUCCCAUUGCGCCGCGUUGGCAGUAAGAUCUUGGAGCAAUGGCGGGCGCCGAUGGCAGCUGGAGCGACCGCUCAAAGGAAGGCUUACAGCUCGGAGGCGCCCACGCCGCGCCCCCUGACCAUGCUCACUGAAGAUGAGCUCGCUAUGAAGGAAACAAUCAGAAAACUGGCCACAGAACAAAUCGCGCCACUAGUCAGGAAGAUGGAUGAUGAGCACCGCAUUGACGACGGCAUCAGACAGCUACUCUUCGACAAUGGUCUAAUGGGAAUUGAAACCCCAGUGGAAUACAGCGGGUCAGGCUGCGGUUUCCUCACGAUGAUGCUGGUGGUGGAAGAACUGUCCCGAGUGGACCCCUCCGUGGCCGCGUAUGUAGACAUCCACAACACUCUCGUCAACUCCUUGCUGAUGAAGGUCGGCACAGAGGAACAGAAGAAGAAGUACCUUACCAAGCUGUGCACGGAAUACGCUGGCAGUUUCUGCCUCACAGAGCCAAACUCUGGCUCCGACGCUUUCUCCCUCAAGACUGUAGCCAAGAAAGACGGCAACCACUACGUCAUCAACGGCUCAAAGAUGUGGAUCUCCAACUCUGACGUCGCCGGCGUUUUCCUAGUCAUGGCCAAUGCUGACCCCUCCAAGGGUUACAAAGGCAUCACCUGCUUCUUAGUAGAGCGUGAGACCCCCGGCCUGACGGUCGCCAAGCCAGAGAACAAACUUGGUAUCCGUGCUUCAGGCACCUGCAUGGUCCACUUCGACAACGUCAGGAUACCUGAGGAGAACAUCCUUGGGCAGUAUGGUCAUGGCUACAAAUACGCAGCGGGUUUCUUGAACGAAGGCCGUAUCGGUAUCGCGGCUCAAAUGGUUGGUCUGUGCCAGGGAUGCAUGGACGCUACCAUUCCUUACACGCUGGAUAGGAAGCAGUUUGGCAAGAGCAUCUACUCUUUCCAGGGCAUCAGUUACCAGGUCGCGCAUUUACAAACUCAGCUGGAAGCCGCUCGCCUGCUGAUGUACAACGCGGCUCGGCUCAAGGAACACGGCCAGGAGUUCGUCAAGGAGGCGGCCAUGGCUAAAUACUACGCUUCUGAAAUUGCUCAAACCCUAACAUCGAAAUGCAUAGACUUCAUGGGAGGAGUGGGCUUCACCAAGGACUUCCCUCAAGAGAAGUUCUUCAGAGACGCCAAAAUCGGAACCAUUUACGAGGGAACCAGCAACAUGCAACUGCAAACUAUUGCCAAGCUCAUCGAAAGAGAAUACAAACAAUAAACUACUAACUGACUUUGUAAAUGCAUUUAUAUUUUGUAAGGCGGUUUCAAUAUU